CGUGCCGCGGCUGCGCCGACUGCGCCAGCGCCGGGCGGGCAGGGCGCGCUCAGUCUGGCGGCGGCGGCCGUGCGCGCACUGACGUGCCGAGCGCCGCUCCGCCCGCACCGAGCCGCGCCGCCACCGGGCCGCGCCGCCGCCCGCCAUGGUGUCGUGGAUCAUCUCCAGGCUGGUGGUGCUCAUAUUCGGCACCCUCUACCCUGCGUACUAUUCCUACAAGGCUGUGAAGUCCAAGGACAUUAAGGAGUAUGUCAAAUGGAUGAUGUACUGGAUCAUAUUUGCACUUUUCACCACGGCAGAGACCUUCACGGACAUCUUCCUUUGCUGGUUCCCGUUCUACUACGAACUGAAAAUCGCUUUUGUAGCCUGGCUGCUGUCCCCCUACACCAAAGGCUCCAGCCUGCUGUACAGGAAGUUCGUGCACCCCACACUGUCCUCGAAAGAGAAGGAGAUCGACGACUGCCUGGUGCAAGCGAAGGACCGCAGCUACGACGCCCUGGUGCACUUCGGGAAGCGCGGCCUGAACGUGGCGGCCACCGCCGCCGUCAUGGCUGCCUCCAAGGUGGCUCGACUCUUUCACCUUGUCUCCUCUCUGGACGUCAGGGAAGGGCAGGGACAGGGCGCCUUGUCAGAGAGACUCCGGAGCUUCAGCAUGCAGGACCUCACCACCAUCAGGGGCGACGGUGCCCCCGCUCCCUCCGGCCCCCCGCCGCCCGGGCCUGGGCGGGCCAGCGGCAAACACGGCCAGCCCAAGAUGUCCCGGAGCGCGUCCGAGAGCGCCAGCAGCUCAGUGUGCACCUGCUGCUCCACCUGCAGGACGCGGAAAGUGGUUGAGGGAGAUGUGGCUGAGGGUGGUGUGAAGGCCUGGGAGCCCCACCGGGUCCAGAACCCACUGGCGUUCUCUGACGACGAGGAGGAGGACCUGCUGGAUUUCAUGUACAAGUAUAAAGCACCGAAAAGGACGGAUUCGCCCCUGGAGGCACCGCCUAGACUCCUUCGAUCUCGCUUCAGGAAGAAAAGUACCUCAUCCUCGGCCACCGAAACCACCCGCCCGGCCCAUGCUGCAGCAGAUCUCCCCGGGCAGGGCGCCUCCCAUCUGAGCACCUUUGGAGAACAUGAAGCAGAAACAAGCAAACAAAACAGAGAAGCCGAAGCGUGCUAGGUUUCAGAUAUGCUCCAGCAGCCGAGACGGGCCAGCCCAUGGUGGCUCCAGGAAGGGUCAGAGGCCGAGGGCUCGGGGACCAGCCCUGCUGCCCAGAUCCCGGCAGCCAUCCUGCCGUCCGCCCCCUUCCCCACCUGCUGCAUGAGUGGAGUGGACCGCUCACGGGGGAGUCCGGCUCUGAGAGGACUCCCUGCUUAGACUGGGGAGUCUGAGGGGCAGUGUGGUCCCAGGAGCCGAGAGCUGAGCCACACGUAGGACUAGCGUAUUGUGCGUAGUUGGUGUUCCCGUGUACUGCAUGCCAUGACCCCAUGCCAGCACCCAUGCGUUUGGAUCGUGUUUGUGCGUAGAUCUGCCCUCAGGACUAGAGUAGUGUCGUCUGCCACUCUGAGCUGUCCACCGGCUGUAAACAGGCCCAGUUAGGAACCACCCCUCCCCGGCCCUGCAAACAGGUGUCCAUCUCACAAAGGGGCGUAGUGGAGGCUGACUGGCCGGAUACACACAGCAGUCCCUUCGUCCGGCAGGCCCUCUGACAGCAAUUAUGAAGUUUAUAAGGAUCUAGGAAAAUCAGCCUGAAGGUGGUUUCCUGGCGGAGAGGUCAGAGGCCUCCUGCUGUCUGUGGCCCACUCCCACCAAUGCCCAACCUGCUAGAGAAGACAGAGAACCCCCAGAGUCCAGAGAGGAACAGGUCUGGGCAUACCCAGCGUCGUCAGAAACAAGUGCAAAAAGCUCGGGUGAAACAGCUCUCUAGCAAUUGUUUUUUAAUUUUGCCAAAAUAAUAAAUGGCUCUAGCAAUGGUUAUGUCAUGUUUCUGUGGUUCUACAAUGGACGGUGGUGACCGUGCAGAGGAUCAGUCUGCGCUCACGUACCCUUUUCAUCCAGGUCGGGUGCACGGGCACCCGUUGCUGCCCCAGCGCAGCCUGCUUUCCUCCAACUGCUGACCAGGGAGGGGCUCUCUCAAGACACUCAUGCACAUGUGCUUUUGGCAAAAUGUGUCUCCUGACGCGACAGCUGUUUGUGUGAAUGUGAAUGCCGCUCAGUGCACGAGCGGCGUGUUGUCUGGAGGACGCCACCGGACAACUUCAAGGCACUGACUUACAGACAGGCUGUUUACUGGUCACUAGCUCGAAAGUCUGUGACUGCCCCGUCAUGGUGUUCAGCGCACUGGCUCGCACACCUGCUGCUUCUGAGAGGUUGAGCCAGGUCUCCUGCCUCACUGCUGAGCCUCGUCACUCUCCCUCCCUGCCACUGGCCCCCGACGCGUGUACUCUGUGGAACCUCCCUGUGUCUGUGCAGUGUGUGUGUCCACCACCACCCUCAUGAGCCCUCCCCCUCGCCUCCCACAGCACUUGAGUGGCAGGGGAUGUACUUCACCCGGUCACUGCACACGGAAGGAGCCGGCGCUCUGAAAAGUGACUGCUCCCUCCAGCUCUUCCUGCAGUCGUGACAGAACCAUCUGCAAUUGGACUGAACUGGACUGGACUGGACGGUGCACUGGAGGGAUGUAAAUGACAGUAUUCCAAAGGCUGAUGUUCUGCUGUUUUGUUAUGAUGCUUGAUACACAUCUUGAAUAAAGUCUUAACAUCUUUCUUUUAA
Sciurus carolinensis (gray squirrel) is the source of this 2755-nucleotide messenger RNA. RefSeq names its product receptor accessory protein 1 (gene Reep1). The record is from RefSeq and is a predicted model, not a curated record. NCBI's taxonomy places the organism in Eukaryota, Metazoa, Chordata, Mammalia, Rodentia, Sciuridae. Gene Ontology annotation, molecular function: microtubule binding. Gene Ontology annotation, cellular component: endoplasmic reticulum membrane; cytoplasmic microtubule; endoplasmic reticulum tubular network. The coding region runs from base 146 to 1162 and encodes 338 amino acids. The transcript is spliced from 11 exons. Gene Ontology annotation, biological process: endoplasmic reticulum tubular network organization.